CCCUCCUUUACCAUUAUAGUGAGCCAAGACCAAGACUACAUCUCCCACAAGUCAGUGCGCUGGCUAAGAAAAAGGGUCCAGAAUAGCAGAAAAGCAUACUGGAAUUAUUUGCUCCAGGAAGGAGGCGCUUGUUGACUUUCACUUUCUUUUCCCCAGAAGAUUUAUUGGAGGGCUCCAAGAUGCCGCACAUUGAUAACGACAUUAAGUUAGACUUCAAGGAUGUCCUCCUCCGGCCCAAACGGAGCACCCUCAAAUCCCGCAGCGAGGUGGAUCUCAUGAGGUCCUUCACGUUCCGCAACUCCAAGCAGACGUACACAGGGAUCCCCAUCAUCGCCGCCAACAUGGACACCGUGGGCACUUUUGAGAUGGCCAAAGUUCUGUGCAAGUUCUCUCUCUUCACCGCCAUCCACAAACACUAUAGUCUGGAUGAGUGGAAGGAGUUUGCAGCUGAGAACCCAGAUUGCCUGCAGAACGUGGCGGCCAGUUCGGGCACCGGCUCCAUGGACUUUGAGCUGCUGGAGCAGAUCCUGGAGAGCGUGCCUCAGGUGCGCUACAUCUGCCUGGAUGUGGCCAACGGCUACUCAGAACACUUCGUCCAGUUCUUGAGGGAUGUGCGCAGGCGGUUUCCGGAUCACACCAUCAUGGCUGGGAAUGUGGUGACUGGGGAGAUGGUGGAGGAGCUUGUCUUGUCAGGAGCCGACAUCAUCAAAGUGGGGAUUGGACCAGGCUCGGUUUGUACCACGCGGAAGAAGACCGGAGUGGGCUACCCGCAGCUGAGUGCGGUCAUGGAGUGUGCUGAUGCUGCGCACGGCCUCAAUGGGCACAUCAUCUCGGACGGAGGCUGCAGCUGCCCAGGGGACGUGGCAAAGGCGUUUGGUGCCGGUGCAGACUUUGUCAUGCUGGGCGGGAUGCUGGCCGGGCACACGGAGUCUGGUGGAGACCUCAUCGAGAAAGGAGGCAAGCAAUACAAGCUGUUCUACGGCAUGAGCUCGGAAGUCUCCAUGAAGAAGUACGCCGGAGGUGUUGCCGAAUAUCGGGCCUCGGAAGGGAAGGUGGUGGAGGUGCCCUUCAAGGGCGACGUGGAGCACACCUUGAGGGACGUCCUGGGGGGCAUCCGCUCCACCUGCACCUACGUGGGGGCCGCCAAGCUGAAGGAGCUCAGCCGCAGGACCACCUUCAUCCGGGUCACCCAGCAAGCCAACCCCAUCUUCAGGGAUUCGGACCAGCCCUGAGCCUCCCUCUCCUUUCCUCCCGGUGAAAAGAUUGGACUUGUAGUAGUGGAGAGUACAAUAUAAGAUUGACCUGUUUGUCCAGACCAUACAUGGCCAAAACUAUUCCUCUGCAGUUAAUUCUUUAGGAUGCAGAUUCCCAAGAAUUCUGGGAGCUGUCAUUUCCAACCCUUUACAGCAAAUGUUUUUUGGUCUCUCCAAAUCAGUAGUUCUCUACAAUUGACCAUGCCGAUGUUUUGGAAUAUCAAUUCCCAAAGCAUCUAGGCUAGGCAUGGGCCAACUUGGUCCCUCCAGGUGUUUUGGACUCCAACUCCCACCAUUCCUAACAGCCUCAGGCCCCUUCCUUUUCCCCCUCAGCC
Anolis sagrei ordinatus is the source of this 1588-nucleotide messenger RNA. It is a transcript of the gene GMPR2, whose product is annotated as guanosine monophosphate reductase 2. The record is from RefSeq and is a predicted model, not a curated record. Gene Ontology annotation, cellular component: GMP reductase complex. NCBI's taxonomy places the organism in Eukaryota, Metazoa, Chordata, Lepidosauria, Squamata, Anolidae. Gene Ontology annotation, biological process: nucleotide metabolic process. Gene Ontology annotation, molecular function: GMP reductase activity.